Molecule: messenger RNA, 981 nt
Organism: Torulaspora delbrueckii
Lineage: Eukaryota; Fungi; Ascomycota; Saccharomycetes; Saccharomycetales; Saccharomycetaceae
Gene: PEX10
Product: ubiquitin-protein ligase peroxin 10
Exons: 2
Coding region: 1-981 (326 amino acids)
Biological process (GO): protein import into peroxisome matrix
Cellular component (GO): peroxisomal membrane
Molecular function (GO): zinc ion binding
Source: RefSeq, a predicted model, not a curated record
AUGGCCUCCCAAGAGGUCCAGCGCAUAGCAAAUAAUGCUUCUGAUGAACCUCGAGCUGAUUCGCUGUUGCUCCCGUUUGCCGAUGCCCCAAGUAUAGUGCAGGCACAACAGAAAGAUGCCCAGAUAGAGACUAUUUUGUCUGCAAAAUUGCUGGAAGUUGUGAAGGCUGUGAAAGGACAAUUGUUCGCCAAUACACAUCCAUUGGAAAUUUCUAUUGCCGUGAAGCUAAUGUAUCUGUGUUUAACUACAUUGAAGGGAAGCAGAACUUUGGGAGAAGAGUAUGUGGAUCUGAUAUAUGUGGGCAGAAGGGGAACUAAGCUAGUGGAAAGGUAUAAAAAGCUACUAUUUAUCAUAUUCUACUGCUUGAGUCCUUACUUUACUACAAAAUUUCUUCAAAAAUGGAGAACAAGCGAUAAUGACAAAUAUUCUUUCAAGAGCGUUUUAAACACUUUGGUGAAUUUACAUCUGGUAUUAUUCUAUUUCAGAGGUGCAUACUACGACAUUUUCAAGAGGAUAUUUGGCCUCAGGUACGCCGUUGGCCAUAAAGUAGACGCUAAUGAAGCAAAGUUCAGAAAUUCCAGCUCUAACAGUUAUAAGUUUUUGGGUUAUAUCUUACUUGUGCAGGGUGCAAGCAAAGUGAUACCUGCCAUUUUCAAACAAUUGAGAUCAAUAGCGCUGCCAGAUACUGGCAGAAGAAAUGAGCGUCGUAAUUGGGAAGAAAAGGGUAAAGACGCUAUAACAGGUAUACCAGAGGCAUCACAAAUAGUUCACAUUUAUUUGUCGGACGAAUCACAGUUGCCAUACAUUCCACAAGCUUCAAGGUCAUGUAUACUUUGCCUGAAUGCUAUGACAGAUCCAAGCUGCGCUCCAUGUGGUCAUAUAUUUUGUUGGGAUUGUAUACUGAGCUGGUGCAAAGAGAGACCUGAAUGUCCCUUGUGCAGACAAAAAUGUCAAGCACAGCAAGUCUUAUCUUUAAGAUGA